UAAUUUUGGAGCUCAGGACAAAUCUAAAUAUCCAGUUGUAUAGGAAGCUUGUAUCCACAAGAAUCAGGACCUUCUUUCUCUGAUCAGGAAUCCUUUGUAAAAUGAAGACUUUGGAUUUACCCCUGGAGUAGACAAGCAGUCAUAAUUAUAUGAUGGGUUUGGUCCGAGAUCGAUGGGCUCAUCACAGCAUGGAGAUGAGUGAAUUCCCUAAUUACAACUUUGAGCUGGUAAAACGUGGUACUUCUACACGACGGCCGAAGAGAAGACCUACAUUAAUCACAAGUAAAUGUGGAGAAAACCAAUCUCCGUUUUUCCUUGCUCGUUCCAUUGCUGUAGCUAUGGCGAUCCGUUUCCUUGUAAUGGUAAUAAUAUGCAGUGCCAUAAUCAUAAAUUCAUUAUUCAACCAAGGAGCUCCAAUUUCUUUGAAAGAAAGUUACUGUGGGCCAUGUCCUAAAAACUGGAUAUGUUAUAGAAAUAACUGCUACCAAUUUUUUAAUGAGAGCAAAAGCUGGUACCAGAGUCAAGCUUCUUGUAUGUCUCAAAAUUCCAGUCUCCUGAAGAUAUACAGCAGAGAGGACCAGGAUUUCUUUAAAUUGGUGAAGUCAUAUCAUUGGAUAGGACUAGUACGAAUUCCAACAAAUGGAUCUUGGCAGUGGGAAGAUGGUUCCAUUCUCUUGCCCAACCAACUAACAAUGGUUGAAAUGCAGAAUGGAACGUGUGCAGUUUAUGGCUCAAGUUUUAAAGGUUAUACAGAAAACUGUUUAACGCCAAACACAUACAUCUGCAUGCAGAGGAUUGUGUGAAGAGCUUAUGAUUUAUAAAUUUAAAGGAUAUAAAGACACAAAAGCCAUUCUCUGAGUGUUCUCCAUGAAGAAAACUUCCAGCAGAAAAUUCCACCAAUAUUUAUUGAAUUAUCUUUUCCAUGUAUGACACACAUCAAAAAAUAACUUUGCAGGGAAUAAAGGCCAACAACUAAAGAAUUUAGUUUCUAUAACAAUAUUUUGUUUAAUUUUUUAAAUUUUUGAGUAAUGAACAGAUUUAUUUUUAAAUUUAUUAAACUGUUGAUGAUAUCGAAGGUUGAACUAAAUUUUAAACUAUGAUUUUAUUAAAUAUGCAUGCAAAUUAAACUAAUAAGGCUUUUAGAACUUUCUAACUCAAAACAUUUGAAAGUGAAACUUAAAGCUGAGUGAAGGGUAUUUGAGGGUUCAUUAAAUUGGCUGCAUUUGAAAUUUUUCAAAAUAAAAGUAGAAAAAUCAACAAAUACACCCUCAUAGUUUCAGAAUGCCACUACUAAUUUAAUA
Molecule: messenger RNA, 1301 nt
Organism: Diceros bicornis minor
Lineage: Eukaryota; Metazoa; Chordata; Mammalia; Perissodactyla; Rhinocerotidae
Gene: KLRK1
Product: killer cell lectin like receptor K1
Exons: 8
Coding region: 150-803 (217 amino acids)
Biological process (GO): positive regulation of natural killer cell mediated cytotoxicity
Cellular component (GO): external side of plasma membrane
Molecular function (GO): signaling receptor activity
Source: RefSeq, a predicted model, not a curated record